Egretta garzetta (little egret) is the source of this 9312-nucleotide messenger RNA. RefSeq names its product Cdk5 and Abl enzyme substrate 2 (gene CABLES2). Gene Ontology annotation, biological process: regulation of cell cycle. Lineage: Eukaryota; Metazoa; Chordata; Aves; Pelecaniformes; Ardeidae. Bases 5484 to 6503 code for a protein of 339 amino acids. The record is from RefSeq and is a predicted model, not a curated record. The transcript has 9 exons.
UGACUCUCACAAAAUUCUCUAUUAAUUUUUUUUUAAUUUCCUGCGGUAUGUGUCUUGUAGUUACAUUAAAUCUUGAAGGCUUCAGCUGUCCUGUGUUCCUCCUAUUUCCAUCUGUCAACCAGUUAAAGCUGUGAGGCUGAGCAAGCUCAAAGAUGCCUUUGAGCCUUCUUUUGAAGAUUGCUCUGAAGUCUUCUGGCUCUGUAGUUCUGAGUUUAAAAAUGCACAAUCUGACGUGCACGUGGGCACAAUGACAUUUGGAUACUUUAAUGAGCACGAGGUAUUGAUGAAGCUGGUGACUGCAGCUGGAGGGUGCUCAGCUAAAGCCCCUCUGUCUUGCUAGCUCCCCAAAUGCGGAGCUUUAAACUUAUACAGAUUAUAGCUGUUAUAUCUAUCAUUUACUGUGAAUUAUUAUAGUCUAACCUCUGAAAAAGGUGUUAAAUGAAGAGACUUGCACUUGCUCUGUUGGGGUCGCUGCAACUUAAGCAUAAAAUUUGGCUCUGGUGGGGCUACAAUGUCUUGUGGGUUGGAGAGGAUGACAGAGGUUGCGGUGGGAAGAGCCAAGUGCCCGUAAAAACACUGGGAGACCUCGCUAAACUUCCUUUGAUGGGGUUUUCUCUAGUCGCCUGUUCUGAAUUUUCUCCUCCUUCCCAGCUGAAAGCUUCUCUCGCUUGGGAGUUUUAUUGUGCUGAAGGCUUUUAUUCUAAGAAGGCACGUGAUGGAAUGACAGCAGCAUCUCUCGGGGAAGCACAUGAGUAUUUCUAGCACAAUGCCCACAGCGUUAUCAAGGAGAUGCUUUGCAUUUCACUUCCCCAUUUUGGUCAGUGGUUCAGUGCUUGAUGAGCAGAGCACAAAGCACUGAGGGAACCAGGUUGGUGAGCUAGGGAUGCCUCCAGAAACUGGUAGGAAUUUGGAGAAAUACAGUCACUGGCCGUGUGCUGGCCAGCACAUCCAGUUUGCUUUGUGAGAAGCAGCAGGGAUUUUAGGAGUGGGCUUUAGAAGCGGGCUCUGGGCAUGGCAAACCUUGCAUCUGGUUUGGUGGUUCUGUUGCAACAGGUUGCUUUCGUAAUACUUACUGGGAGGUGUUAUUUUAUCCUCGAGUUCUCUAAACACUCUUAGCACCAAAACAAUGUGAUUUAUGAAAUGCAAUGAAUACAAAGCUCGUUUUUUAGGAGCAUUAGGUCUUAAUCAUACAUGGUUGUGAAUCCGCAGUGAAGUAGCAGCUGCUGAGAGGAGUAUCUGACUUCCUUCCUUGUUAGUAUUUAAAACUCUCCAGGCUUAGUGAGCUUUUCCCUUAUUCUGCCUCCACCUGCAUUCAAAUUAUACUUCAUUUUUGUUCCUUCUUGCCUGUCCCGUAGGCUGCAUGGCAUUCAUUUUCCUUGCAUGUGGCUUUACUGGUGUUUGAGGAGUGCAGGAUUUUUUCUUGGCUGCUUGAGACCAGCAGAAAAGCCCCUGGUGCCCCUUCAGUUUCGCAAACAAACCUUGAAUAAGGGCACAAAGGUGAAGAAAUUGGGGGACUGCCCCCCCUCAUCCUGAGGUCUUGCAGAGGGACCUGCUCUGAAGCAUAAAAGUACUUUCCAUGCUCGUGUGGCUACUUGGGUUUCCGCUUUAAGAUGAAGAUUACCAGAGGAAUAACUUAAACUAGCCCUGCUGCGAGACUUGUACUUACUCUCUGGCAGCCUGAUAUUUAAAACAAAUGUCAGAACAAGCUCCUGGGGUGGUGGCUUGCAAUCCAAACUGCACGUCGGGGGGGGGCAUAAACCAGUGAGUAGCUGACUUUGUAAAGAAGGAGCACUCAGCUGUAUGUUUGCUGUCGGUUAUGCAGGGUGUCUUCUCGGCUGCUGCCUCUCAUUGAACGUCAGAGCUGAAACCAUCUACCCAUGAAAACAGCUUGCUCAGUGCUGGGCACUUCAUGGUGUAGAUUCUUCACUGAAGUCAUUUAUUUCACCAAAUGUGUGGGUUUGAAGGUGUUUCAGUACAAACAUGGUCUCUGACUUCUUUUGCCUUUAAUUCCUGAGAACUUGUUGCUUCUGGUGAGCUGUACUCAGUCUGCUUUUGAGCAGGAGGGUCCUUAAUGUGAGCGCUGAGGGUGGCGGGGCACGGGGCGUGGGUACAGGAAUAGGGAUGCACGCACCCCUAUGCUCUGAAACACAAGCCUGAAAGUGGUAAAUGUCUCCUGGGCUGCAUAAGUAAUAGCAGUUGUGAAAAAUUAAGUUUAAAAAUGGGAACUGGCUGUCUUGAUCCCUUGAUGUCAGUAUUUUACCUAGUCAAACCGAAGCACGGUUCAUAUCGGGUUGUUGGCUUGCCCGUAAGGAAGGAAAAUGAUACAGCUUAAUCUUUAAAAUAUGUCUUGGCAAAACAAAUCUGACAGGUAUGUCUUCCUACUGUAAACAGGAUUUGGGAUCUGGAUUCUUGUGCAAAUUACCUUUUGACAGUCGUUACUAAGCCAGUGCUUCCAAAAACCAAUAAAUGUUUUUUGUCCUUGUUAUAUUAAUAACUCAGUCCCUUGAUUAUACUGAAGCCUGUGAAGGACCUUACAAAGGGAUAUCCAUGUUUAAAAUAAAGUUCUUUCAAGUGAGAAAUAGAAAACCAAAUUCUAUUAGCCCCUAAUUUUGCAAAGUAAUUAAAAAUCCUUGGCCUGCCCCAUUCCACCCAUCUGUUAGCAGUAGGUAUAGCAGAGAGGAUAUAAGCCUCGCUGCUAAUUUUAGCCUGGUGCCGGGGGGGUGCAUGCCUGCGUGGGUGCACGCAGCGUGGCAUCCUUCCCCCUGCAGAGGGGCCAUGGAUGCGACUCCCAUCUCCCAAUUUGUCCCUUGGCUGGAGGAGGUCUCAAGACAUGUUGCUGUCUGGCUUUUGCAGCACCUUUGAACGCUGGUGUCGCAGGGCUUGGCGAUCCUGGAAGCGGUGAGGGUAAGAAGUCACGGCAGAAGAUGAACCAAAGGUGCUGCGUUGGUGAAAAUGGCUGGAUGCUGAUUGAGCUCCGGCUGUGUGGUUGGCUCGGAGGGCAAACCUGCUCCGUGUGGGAGGUGGGGGUUAAUUCAUGGGAGGAGAACCCCUGCAAGAUUUUUAGAAGCUUCUGGUGUAACCCUAAGACAAGCCAGUCAUUUCUGCUGUAGCAAAAAUGCAGGAACCAGAAGGGCAGAACGGAGAGAAGCUUCAAAAUGGUGAAAUGGCAGCUGCACGCAGUGGCUUAAGUAAGGCUGUUGGCUGCUGCAAUUUAACGACUGGUAUUACAAGUUAAAAUGAGGUUCACGGGGGCUGUUUCAGAGCUGGGGUGUGCUGAGCUGAGCAGGGACACAAGUGCCCAAAGGGCUGCCCCACUGUCCCUGCACGGUGGUCCAGGAGCGGCCGUGGAUGAGGACGCCUGAAGCCACGUCUGAUAGCACGGGGUUAUCUCUUUGGCUUUCGACGAUGAUAUCUACUUAAGAAUGGUCAGCUUGGCUGCUUCCAACUACAGCAGCAUCCUGAAACUUUACACUUGUCCUCUUGGGUGCCUGCAGGUACAGCCCAUGGUGGGAAGGGAGAAAAUACUCUUGGCAAGCCAUCGGCAAGGUCCGGGUUCUUUAAUCUGGAGCUGUGAAUUAACCAGGUCUUUUCUUUCAGUUCAUAAGACGGGACAUGUAGGGAUUACCGGUGCUAUACAUAGAUUGCUCUUAGCUGUGUCCUGUUCUGCUGGGAACACUUAAGAGCUGUGUCCGCCUCGGGGCCGGGGAUCCUGCAUGCUGUUCGUCUGUUGUUGUUCACCCUCUGCAGAGUUUCACUUGGUGGGACACUGGCAGGACCAGAAGAGGCCAACCCUGAAGCUGGAAGCACUCAGAAAUUGGGUUUCCUCAGUGGGAAAUCCAUCGGAAAGGGUCUGUGUGUGGGCUGGCUACUGCUUCCCAGGGUGGGAGUCAAAAUGCAAUUCUGAAUGUAAUUUGUUGGGGUUUCUAUCUGAACACAAGGGGGGUUUUUUUGGUGGGCUUUUUUUAAGCGCAUGUGCAGCUCACCAGGGAUUCGGCUGUGGUGUUGGAUUGUGUGCGUCCGUGUGUGCGCAUGGAGAUAACAAACCAAGGCGUAAUCCAGAAUUCCUCUGCUUGAUAGCCCCUUAUCUCCGAGCCUGCGCUGCGUGUGGUUUCUCUCUUGGUGGGUCCCAUCGGAGGUGCUGGCUCUGUAAACACAGUUGCUGGUUUUCAUGUUGAAGAUCUGGGAGGGUCCUGCUUCACUGGCUCCUGAAAUAGCAGGGGGGAAGCACCCAAAAGUGAGCUCUGGCCAAGGACAUACAAAGAAGCAAACCCUCCAUAGCUUGUCAGGGAAAUAGCUGAUAUCGGCAAACAGGCACGUUUGAACUUUUUUCAGGAUACCGCUGAAAUUACAGCCUGCUCCGCAGAACUCAUUAACAUUUUAAUAUUGGAUCCUUUGAUUUCUCAUUGUCAGGCAGCACAUCGGUGAGGGUGUGUGUAAGGUAACCGGCAGCGCAUGUAUAGGUGUUGGUAUUCUGGUUUAGUGCUCCAGUUGCAUUUGGCAACGAGUGUUCUGUGAAAACGACUUAAAAUCCUUUGAAUUCCAGUGGAGCAGACCACAAGCAAGAAGUGUUCUCCUAGGUGAAGCUGCUUUGCACAGGAUACGUGACUCGAUGUUUUUUCACUGAAGCUAGCAGCUGCCAAAGUGAUCCUGUGCUGCCUAUUGAGCUGUGGAUUGGCUGCACGAGAAGAGCACUCAAGCUAAAGAAAAAAAAAAAGUGUGUGUAUAUAACAAUAAGUGCAGACUGCUCAAAAAGCAUUAAAUUCUGCGGCACGCUCCAAGUACUGCACCACCUAAUAAGUUCUCUACAGCAGUCGUACCGAGGAAUCUCGCAAGCCCCUCUCGGAGUGCAGCGAGGGAGCUGUGUUGCUGUAAAACGUUGGCUUGAGCGUGCAAACCAUUGAGUACCAACUGGAUUCGUGAGCCCUCUUUAUGCACACCUCGUUUGGAGGUUUGAGGGAGAGUGACUCGCUUAGCGUCCCUUGAGGACAGAAAAUAUUAUUUGCAAGCGUAGCUAAAAAUGAAGUUUCCUGUUGGCAGAGUGGGGAUGAGUCACCGUGGGCUUGAGUCGAGGGCCAGGAGCUUCCCUUCGCUGCAGCAGGUUUUUACUUUCAGAUGUGCUCUUCCACAGCAGCAGGCUCAGGUCUUUGUCACUUCUGUCCCUGUUACCGAGCAAACGAGGCGUGAUGCUCCGGAUGGGUCCGCACCACAGUGGUGAGCACACCCUGGUCGGUCCUGAGGGCAGCUGCACCUACCGCACCGUGGAGUUACUGGUGAGGGUCUAGCCAUGGCUCUCCCAGUCUGUCCAGUUACACCAGUAUCCUUUUACAGAACUACGUGCUUUUUUUUUUUUUUUGUACCAUUGCCUAUUGUCAUUGGUGUUAGCUCUGUUUUCCCUGUUCCUCGCCGUAUGUGGCACCUUUUUCUGCAUCCAGCCAGGUCUCCCCCAGGAGGGGAGGAAGACUGGGGACAUUACCAACUGCAUCAUGCCAGGAGGUUUGAGAACCAAGCAUAUAUCUGGGUCUCCAAGACACAAAAGUUUGAAGAAGAUGCACUUCAUCAAGAACAUGAGGCAGUAUGACACCAAGAACAGCAGGAUAGUGUUAAUCUGUGCUAAACGAACGCUGUGCGUGGCUUUUUCUAUCCUACCUUACGGGGAGAGUUUACGGAUCAGUGACCUAAAAAUGGAAGGACAGAAGCAGCGCCAUCCUUCUGGGGGAGUUUCAGUCUCCACUGAGAUGGUUCUUGGACUGGAAGGAGUAGAGCUGGGUGCUGAUGGCAAGGUUGUGUCCUAUGCAAAAUUCUUGUAUCCGACCAAUGCCCUGGUUGUUCGCAAAGCGGACAGCCAUAGUGCUGUUCCCUCAUGUCGAGCCGGUGCUUCACGGAGUCUUCCUGGGUCAAGAUACAAAACUGUGACAGCAAAAACGAUACCAGCAGGCACAGACAUCGGAAGCGAAGCUGGGGAAGCCGCAGAGUACGAUCCAAAUCUUCUGGAUGAUCCUCAGUGGCCCUGUGGGAAACAUAAACGUGUUCUCAUCUUUGCCUCUUACAUGACUACAGUCAUAGAAUACGUGAAACCCUCGGACCUUAAAAAGGACAUGAAUGAAACCUUUAGAGAGAAGUUUCCUCAUAUCAAGUUAACACUGAGCAAAAUUAGGAGUUUAAAGAGAGAGAUGCGGAACCUGAGUGAAGAGUGCAAUCUGGAGCCGGUUACUGUCUCCAUGGCUUAUGUUUACUUUGAGAAGCUUGUCCUCCAAGGCAAACUCAACAAACAGAACCGCAAACUGUGCGCUGGCGCUUGCGUUCUGCUUGCAGCCAAGAUCAGCAGUGAUCUCAGGAAACAUGAAGUUAAACACCUUAUAGACAAACUAGAAGAGAGAUUCAGAUUCAACAGAAGAGAUCUCAUUGGGUUUGAAUUCACCGUCCUUGUAGCUUUGGAACUGGCGCUCUAUCUUCCUGAAAACCAAGUUUUACCUCAUUACAGACGGCUCACACAACAGUCUUAACCAAAGCUGUGUUCCAGCUGACAGCCGGCGGUGCUGGGGAUCGCAUCAUGGAACGCUGCUGGCGACGUUGCCACCGGCCUUUCUGCGCCGCUGCGUGCAUCCUGCCGUGGCCACAGCGGGUUUCGAAGUCUGCGGUGUGUUAUUAAACUGUCGAGGUGUGCGUUACAGACCCGUAUGCCAAGUCUGGGGGAUGGUACGAGAAGAGUUGUUGAACUCUUUAUUUUCUUUUGGACAUUCAAAGCACAAAUGCUCACCAGUCAGCUGUCACGGCUGCUUAUUAUUCCUUAUUUAUCUUUUUGGUUUUACUAAAACUGUUCUUCCCUAUGAAGAAUACUAUGGUAUUGUUUCUUCAUAUUUUUUUUAAGGCUUUAUUGUAUUCCUUGAAACUAAAGGAAGCAUCACUUUCAUUCCAGUGCACCAUAAAGCUCAGAUGUUUCUAAGAAUCUUCUCGCAUUUUUACAUUAAUGAAAUGCAUACUUUAUUUUUUUAAAGAUGUGCCUAAAACUGGCUGGUCCGGUACCAGUGCUUUUUAAGUUAGUUGUGUUAUUUAGUGGGGAAUCCUGAAUUUGUAUUGGUGUUUAUUCUUUACCUGCAUUGGCCUUGCAUACAAGGAAAACAACUGCAGUGUAUCUGCACUGAGGAUACACAGGGCAUCUGUUCUCUACAGUGCUAUAGACCUGUAAGUAGCAAGAUUGAAAUGACUCCGUUCCAGUUCAGUUUACUGUUGUUACCCUAGAAAUACACAUUUUACUUAAAAAGGAAAGAGGAUUUGAAAAUCUGUCAUGAAAUACCACGUGUUGAACAAGGUAGCUGCAGCAAAGCGAUUGCCAUCCUAAGUCACGCUUCAGCGGAAGAUGAGCGAUUUGCUGUCAUGCACCUUUUUGGGGUUUUAGUGGUUUCGCCGUUCUUUAGUCUGAAACAAGCACUUUUUGGCACGACUGUAUUAUAUAUGGUCUUACGUGCUCUGAGCAAAUACUUAAGUCAGUCAAGCGACUGCUGCCAAACGAAGCCAAUGGCACAAAGCGUGCUCGAUAUUGAAAAUGCGACUUUUUUCUUUUUUUUUUACUCUGUUCUUCCAAGCAUUGCAUCACUGUGACGGUCCUCGGAAAGCUGGAGUUUGUUGCACAGCUGAGCAGCCCCUUCAGGGCUGGUGCCCAGCAGUGCCCUGACGCUUACAUAGAGGUUAAAUAACUUCUCUGACCAUUGGCUAUUCCUUCAUUUGUUGGUUUGGUUUUUUUUUUUUAAAUGUCCGGGUUGGGAAUUAACUCUGAUCUGUGGAACCUUCUGUGAUACUGGCUCUUGGGUUUCCUGAAGCAAUAUUACGAUAAGAGUAACUGUGUCCACUUGCAAGGAACAAAACUGAUGCUUGGCUGUUACGACUGAGACAUUUGUAAUUGAAGUUUGACUCCUAAAUGAAAUACUAGACCUCGUGCUGAGGUAAGGGACCUGCUAUCUAAUAUGUAAAGUAAUGUAAAUUCCUGUUCCUUGUAUUAAAUGUUGGUUGUAGGCAAAAACAAAGCUGAGUCUUUGCUCUUCAGCUGUGUUUUGUCUGAAGCUAAUUUGCCUUCAUUAGAAUCGCAGCAAACUUUACUGGGGCCCCUUCCUCUUUGAGAAGGGCUUGAAAUGUAUUUUUCAUAUGUAAUAAUUACAGUGACUAUCAACUCUUUUGUAACUGUGUGCAGCGGUACGUAGCUUCCAGUUAUUUAUGUAAAAUUUUAAUACGCUUGUGACUCCUCUCUAACACAGAAGGACUUUCCAGCCUCCGUAAGUGAGAUGGUAGCCGGUUACGGUCGACGAUACGCUUGCCAGUUGCCUUCCAGAAGGGUUAAAUUGCCUGCUAGUUACAUUCAGUAGAACAUUUAACUGCCCCUGCAUGCCAGAAACAGUGGUGUACUGAACGCCUGGUGUAUAACGAGCCUUAAAUUAGCAAACAGUGGUGGAGACAACUGAAGGGGGCCUGCUACAUCCCAAAGUCAUUAGGGGAAAGAGGUAGAACUGAGCGAAGAAAGGGCUCGCAUGGUGUCUCCGUGAAUCGGAAAACACUGGUUACCAUGAACAAAGCCAGAAAGUGUCUUUCUCUGGGAACUUCUUUCUGGCUAGUGUGUAAAGAGUUUUCUGUCACAAAAUUAACUUUCCUUUCUCGCUAUCUAAGGAAGAAAAAUCGUGCUUUGGUUUGCACCACUCUGCGGUCGCUGUUCAGUGGAAGCUUGUCUAGGGGCCUUGGGGCUGGAAGUAGGCUCCCAGAAGCCGUGGUUUCAUGUCCUAGAAAUGAAAGCUUUGGUGUUCCCUUUCGGAAGGCGGAUGAUAAGGAGUGUUAAGCUACAGAAUGUUGGACGUUGCCUUGGGCACAUGCAGCGUUCUUGAGCUCGCAAGCGGGUUUGGAGCACGGGCCAAAACCACUGCCGCAGUGGAGCACAAACGCUGCACCCAUGCCUCUGGUAGAGCGCGGCUUUGGGGCCGGCGCCGUCCCCAGGCGUAGUCCGCGGUUUGUCCGUCGGUACCUCCGUUGCGAUGUCGGCGCAGGAGCGGGUACCGUCACCUCUCUGUGUUGUGGGGGGGUUGAUUUUUUUUUUUUUUUUUUUUUCUCUGAGGGUGUAGCUCGCCAUGCUGUGUGGGGAAUAUUCAUCUUCUCACCUAAAAGCUGCCACCGUGUGGCAAAGGACUAUUACUGCGUCACCAAGUAAUGAACUCGCCCAGCUUUAUGUUUUUUUCACCAAUGCCCAGUUCCUCUUGGGCUGCAGAGGAAGGCUGGCUGGGGCUGAGGGCCAGGGAGGUGCCGCUGGCUUGACCCAGCGCACCGAGCUCGCGC